UUCUCUUAAAAAAUAAAUCAGUUCUCUUGUGUAGUUUUUCUUUUCGCCGUUUAAGUCUUUACAAAAGUAAAUGAAUAUUUAACAGGGAACGCAUAUAUUUGGUGAUGUUGGUUGGGGUGCAUCAAACAUGAUUGUUAUAUUCUAACUUUUCAGCUUCAUUUUUGUCCACGAAAACCUAAACGUACACGACUACAGUGGCGAUUGAGUAAAGAAUUGACCAUUAAAACCGAAUUUAUAAAAAUUAUAAGGUAAGAAAAAGUAGUUGCCCAACAACUACAUAUCCUUAUUCCUUAACUCUCUUAUGAACUCAACAACUCAUAUAACAAAUUAAAAAUAAAAAAAAUCAAAUUGUAGCAAAAAUACAUUGUAAGACAAAAUAUUUCAACUAGUAAAGAAUUCUUCAACAUGUCCUCACAAGCAGUGCAGUUGCAUAUCAAGGAUAAUCAUGUGGUUAUGGACAAUGGUGUAGUACAAGUGUAUUUAUCUAAUCCGGGUGGAUUUGUGACUAGAAUACAAUAUAAUGGCAUUGAUAAUCUGCUUGAAGCUCUUAACGAAAAGAAUAAUAGAGGGUAUUGGGAUGUCGUUUGGAGUGAAGCAGGAAGUACCGGAACAACUGGGACAUUUGAGCGGAUCGUAGGAACAAGUUUUAAUGUUAUAGUGGAAACAGAAGAACAAGUGGAAGUAUCAUUUACAAGAAUAUGGGAUUCAUCUCUAAAGGGAAAGCAAUCACCUCUAAAUAUAGACAAAAGGUAUGUGAUGCUUUGUAAUUCCUCAGGCUUCUACUCAUAUGCUAUCUUUGAACACCUAAAGGAGUGGCCUGCUUUCAACAUACCUCAAAUUAGGAUUGUUUAUAAACUUCGAAAAGACAAGUUUCAUUACAUGGCAGUAGGGGAUAAUAGACAAAGGCUAAUGCCUCUCCCUGAUGAUCGAUUACCUGGAAGAGGAGAAGAACUUGUUCCCCCAGAAGCUGUUUUGCUUGUAAAUCCUGUGGAGCCUCAGUUCAAAGGAGAGGUGGAUGACAAAUAUCAAUACUCAUGUGAGAACAAAGAUCUUAAGGUUCAUGGAUGGAUAAGUCAAGAAUCUGAAACCAAUCCAGCCAUGGGGUUUUGGGUAAUCAUACCCAGCAAUGAGUUUCGAUCAGGUGGCCUUGUUAAACAGAAUCUUACCUCUCAUGUGGGCCCCAUCAGCCUUGCAAUGUUUCUUAGUGCUCAUUACGCAGGAGAGGAUAUAGUUCUUAAACUCCAGCCCAAUGAGCCAUGGAAAAAAGUUUUUGGGCCAACUUUUGUUUAUCUUAAUACCUUGUUGGAUCAUGAAGACCCACUAGACCUUUGGGAGGAUGCCAAAUAUAAGAUGUACGAGGAAGUUCAAAGUUGGCCCUAUGAUUUUCCAGCUUCACAUGAUUUUCAAAAGUCUAGCCAACGGGGUAGCGUUUGUGGUACAUUACUAGUUCGUGACAGGUAUAUAAGUGACGAGUACAUAAUAGCACAAGAUGCAUACAUAGGAUUGGCACCACCAGGAGAUGCUGGAUCUUGGCAAAUAGAAUGCAAGGGAUACCAAUUUUGGACUAGAGCAAAUGAGGAAGGCUACUUUUCAAUCAAGAAUAUACAAAGUGGGGAUUACAAUCUAUAUGCAUGGGUUCCUGGUUUCAUUGGAGAAUAUUGGAACAAUGUUGUCCUCAAAAUAACCUCAGGUUGUGAAAUAAAUGUUGGUGACAUAAUUUAUGAGCCCCCAAGAGAUGGUCCAACAUUAUGGGAGAUUGGUAUUCCUGAUCGUUCAGCUGCUGAAUUUUAUGUUCCUGAUCCUAAUCCAAAAUACAUAAACAAGCUAUAUAUAGAUCAUCCAGACAAGUUUAGACAGUAUGGUUUGUGGGAAAGAUAUGCAGAGCUAUAUCCAAAUGAAGAUUUGAUUUACACUAUUGGUGUUAGUGAGUAUAGAAAAGAUUGGUUCUAUGCACAAGUCACCAGGAAGAAAAAUGAUGGCAGUUACCAAGGAACUACAUGGCAAAUUAAGUUCAACUUGCAUGAUGUGGAUGCAAGUGGAAUUUAUAAAUUACGAUUGGCUCUUGCAAAUGCAAAUGUCUCUGAGUUACAGGUAAGAGUGAAUGAUCUAAAACAAUUAGAUCCUCCACUAUUUACUACUGGGGUGAUUGGGAAGGACAAUGCAAUUGCUAGACAUGGAAUUCAUGGACUCUAUUGGCUAUUCAACAUUGAUGUGCCAAGUCUUCUUCUAUCCAAAGGUGAUAAUACUAUAUUUCUAACACAAAAUAUGGCUAUUGGCCCUUUGGCCCUCUUCCAAGGAAUAAUGUAUGAUUAUAUUCGUUUAGAAGGCCCUGGCCCUUUUUCUUCCCAUUAAUUAAACAAAAUUGAAGGCUUGAUUAUAUUUAGUGUGGCAAAUGGGUGAUUUCGUCUUUUUAAGUUUAUAUUUUUAUUAUUGUUCAAAAGAAAGUUAUAUUUUUAUUGUAAGGUAUCA
Cicer arietinum (chickpea) is the source of this 2469-nucleotide messenger RNA. RefSeq lists its product as uncharacterized. Gene Ontology annotation, molecular function: carbohydrate binding. The record is from RefSeq and is a predicted model, not a curated record. Lineage: Eukaryota; Viridiplantae; Streptophyta; Magnoliopsida; Fabales; Fabaceae.